Messenger RNA from Knipowitschia caucasica, 1518 nucleotides. NCBI's taxonomy places the organism in Eukaryota, Metazoa, Chordata, Actinopteri, Gobiiformes, Gobiidae. The record is from the annotation of a GenBank genome assembly.
AUGCCGUAUCCUUCGGGUGUCUACGAGCCAGCGCUGGUCCUGCCCCUCAGCAAACCAGAGGACCACAUUUUUUCCAUCUGCAAGAGUCUGCUGCAGAUCCCACAACAGUACUGGGUGAAAAUCAAAGAUGGUUUCAUUGACUCUACGACCUUGGCAUACAUAUCCGAAUUUAUCAUGGAUUUGAUUCAACAUGUGUCUCAGUCCAUCCUCACAAUCAUCCUGCCUCAGCUCUACAAACGCAUGACAUCCAGAGGCUUAACCCCCUGCUGCGUGAUGCUUACUGAAGACCAGGUUGCUAACUACAUGGGCGACUCGGUUCGACGAGCUCUGGCCAUGUCCUUCCACGAACAGACUGUGGGAUUCACUGAAAAUUUCAAGAAUUUUCUCAUCAGUAACAUUACAUCAACGGUUAACGACGUCCUGGUUUUGGGCAUUCAGACUACAGUCCGCCAAGAUGUCCUCCCUGUGUUCUUUGUCGCUGGGUCAGCCUGCUCCGUGUUUGACCUCAGCCAGUUUGCCCAAGAGGGAUUUGAGAUCCUCAAGUCUGGAAGUGGACUCAUUCCUCACUGUUUGUACUUGAAGACGGAAGAGAUGAUCAACCGGGCAGUGAAGCAAGUUCUGCAAUGGGUGUGGUGGUGCGAUGGCAAUCCACCUAAUUGUGAUCCUUUAAACCAGAUCCCUGAAUCUCCAGAGUUUGACAUGGUCCUGGGGGGAGGAGACCAGCACCUAUCUUCAGAUGAGGAAGAGGAUGAAGUACGUGGUGAUGAAGAGGAGGUAGAGCAACAACAACCGCAGCAGCCGCCAACACCACCACCACCAACUCGAAGACAACCAAUGGGGUCAAUUCUUUUGAACCAUCUCACCAAAUCUUCCUUCUUGGCUCUCAUAGUGGGAGAGGUUCUCACGCUCAUAGGGAUAAGAGACUGGGGGAAAAUACAGCUGAUGCUGAGAAACUUAAUUACGGGGGUGAAUAUCCCUGACCUGAUACAAGAACCAUUCGAUGCUGUGGUCGGUGGGAGGAGUUUCAGAGACAUUUGUCAAGGAGCUAUCAGGGACCUGCUGGACGUGUACGGCUCAGUCUUUGCACUGCAUCAAGCCGUCAAUGAACACGAGCCUUCGUUCGAGCUGAAUCUUAUGGAAGUGAUACAGAAUCGACUCAGUUUGCCGCCCAUUAACAUUGAGGCCUCUGAAAUUCAAUCACCUGCAGUUAAUGAAUCUGCAGUGUGUAAACCUCAGUCCAGACAAGAAAACACAGAACCAGAGUGCCAGGACCAACCCAGACCAGAGCUUAUACAACCAGAAUGCCAGGACCAACCCAGACCAGAGUUUAGACAACCAUUGGGACCGGCCUGCACAAGCAUCGGUACCCACAGCCUCAGUACCAGGUCUCGCAGAGGUCUUUGUCCGGGGCAGUUGGUGGAGGAGAUUUGCGUUGAGCCUAAGGAGAGUGUGCUGCCACACCUCAUCAUCCUCUCCAUGACCGUCUACGUCUGGACACAACCGACGUACCGACUUUAG